Molecule: messenger RNA, 967 nt
Organism: Cylicocyclus nassatus
Lineage: Eukaryota; Metazoa; Nematoda; Chromadorea; Rhabditida; Strongylidae
Source: the annotation of a GenBank genome assembly
AUGCCACGACGCGUUGUACGUAAGAGAUUUGAAAAUGAUGCGUGUCCGAUCAAACACUCGUUAAAACUCACUUUUGCGUUGCUUGUUGUCGGAAUUGUAGAAGUGUGGAAUAUAGAGAAGAUGAAGCCCGUCUUAGAGACGUACUUGCACAACGCGCUACAAUUCGUUUUCCCCCAAAAUUGCUUCGAAGAGUUGAUUAUCAACUUCAAUAUAUUCCAUCCAACAUGUCCAAAGAUGGUAUUGAGCCGUGCUCUUGGUCUUGGAAUUACUGGCGGAUCUAUUCUCCUUUUUGUACCUCAAAUCCUAAAGAUCUUCACUGCGAAAAGCGCUAAGGGAAUCUCACUGUUGUCCCAACUUCUUGCUCUUGUUGCUGCUGCUGGUACUGCUGCUUACAGCUUUAACAAAGGAUUCGUUUUCAGUCAAUGGGGUGACUCGUUUUUCGUUGCCAUUCAGCUCAUGAUCAUCGUUAUGCAGAUUCUCUAUUAUUCGGACGCUAGUGCUUAUGCUUUUGCAUUUUUUGCAUUUUGUUGGGCGUUUGUAUUUGCUGUCAUUGGAAAUUACGUGCCAGCGGAGAUCCUGAUGAUGAUUCAGGCUCUUGGCAUCCCUAUCACUGUUGCUUCGAAGUCUAUCCAAGCCUGGCAAAAUUUCAAGAACCAAAGCACUGGCCAGUUGUCGCUUGUUUCUGCGUCGUUGCAGUUCGCAGGUACGGUUGCACGGGUGUUCACUUCGGUCCAGGACACUGGUGAUACUCUUUUGAUCGCUUCAUUUGCCAUAGCUGCCGUGCUGAAUGCCAUUCUGUUUGUACAAUUCUUCCUGUACUGGGACGAAGCCAAGCGUAAGAAGAUGCGUUGAUAUUAGCGUUCUUUCUCUCCAGACGGCAUGCUGCACGUUUUUUGCUACUGUCAUUCUCGGAGUAAGGUUAUUGUUGUUUUUCGUUUAAUUAUUGGAUAAACAUUCCGCAAAGUGC